AUGGUUACCACCGAGGACCUCAAGACCUCCAUCAAAUCCCUCAUCAGCGCCAUCGAGGCCCAGCCCGAAUUUGCAGGGCAGCACGCGGCUCGCAAGGGCAAGAUCUACUUCAUGUGGGACUUCGUCACCAACACUCUGCGCAUGCUCGAAGCUUCCGCCAACAACCGCGAGGCCAAGUCCGAUGUCAUGCAGCGCAGCAUGUUUGCCAACAUCCUCUUCAACGACACCACCGGCAAGCUGACCAUGAUGACUGGUGGUGACACGAGCGAAUUCAGCGCCGACGUCAAGGCGAAGAGUGAGGACGUUCAGAAAAAGGCCGGUGACUGGGCUGUUGCCGAAGGCAUCUUGAGCGGCUAA
Molecule: messenger RNA, 357 nt
Organism: Lasiodiplodia theobromae
Lineage: Eukaryota; Fungi; Ascomycota; Dothideomycetes; Botryosphaeriales; Botryosphaeriaceae
Exons: 1
Coding region: 1-357 (118 amino acids)
Source: RefSeq, a predicted model, not a curated record